AUGUUUAAAACGUUUAAUUUAACAAAAGGUCUUUCAAAAAAGGCUUCUAUGCUUUCAAAAGGUCAACAAAAAAGAUUUUUAGCAAUUCACGAAUAUUUAUCAAUGGAUCUUUUAAACAAUUAUGGUAUAAAAACUCCUAAAGGCUCUGUCGCAAAAACUCCAUCAGAAGCAUAUGAUGUAGCUCAAAAACUUGGUACUGAAGAUGCAGUAAUCAAAGCUCAAGUUUUAGCUGGUGGUCGUGGUAAAGGUACAUUCGAGAGUGGACUUAAAGCUAGAAUGUUUGCUGAACAAAUGUUAGGUCAUAAACUUGUAACAAAACAAACUGGUGCAGCUGGAAAAAUAUGUAAUGCGGUAUAUAUCGUUGAACGUAAAUUUGUUCGACGUGAAUAUUAUCUUGCCAUUUUACAAGAUCGAAAAUCUCAAGGUCCUGUAAUAGUUGCCUCAUCUCAAGGAGGAAUGGAUAUUGAAAGUGUUGCAGCAGAAAGUCCUGAAGCCAUCAUUACUUUGCCAAUUGAUAUAGAUGUUGGAUUGGAAAAGGACAGUGCUCUAACUUUGGCUAAAAAAUUAGGAUUUUCUAAUAAAGUUCAGGAAGAUGCUGCUGAUAUGAUGCAAAAACUCUACAAGUUGUUUAUAGAAAAAGACUGUACGCAAGUAGAAAUUAAUCCAGUGGCAGAAUCUACCGAACAUGAAGUAUUAUGUAUGGAUGCAAAACUUAAUUUUGAUGAUAAUGCAGAAUUUCGUCAAAAAGAUAUAUUCGCAUUACGUGAUACAUCACAAGAAGAUUCUCGUGAAGUUCAAGCAGCAAAAUUUAAUCUAAAUUAUAUUGGCCUAGAUGGUCAAAUUGGUUGCUUAGUAAAUGGAGCGGGUUUGGCAAUGUCAACUAUGGAUAUUAUUAAGCUUCAUGGUGGCGAACCAGCUAAUUUCUUGGAUGUUGGUGGUGGUGCUACAUCUGAACAAGUGACUGAGGCAUUCAAAAUUAUUUCAUCAGAUCCACAAGUCACAGCAAUUUUGGUAAAUAUUUUCGGAGGUAUUAUGCGAUGUGAUAUUGUUGCUAAAGGUAUCAUUCAAGCAGCAACACACUUGUCUUUAUCGAUACCUGUAAUAGUAAGGCUACAAGGCACCGAAGUGGAGGCAGCAAGAAAAUUGAUUUCAGAAUCUGGUUUGCGUAUAAUUUCUGUGGAUGAUCUUGAUGAAGCAGCAACCAAAUCUGUACAGUUAUCAAAAAUUGUCCAACUUGCACGCAAUGCAAAUAUCGAUGUCUCAUUUGAAUUACCUAUAUAA
Entrophospora sp. SA101 is the source of this 1281-nucleotide messenger RNA. The record is from the annotation of a GenBank genome assembly. Lineage: Eukaryota; Fungi; Glomeromycota; Glomeromycetes; Entrophosporales; Entrophosporaceae.